Messenger RNA from Petromyzon marinus (sea lamprey), 11194 nucleotides. The record is from RefSeq and is a predicted model, not a curated record. Lineage: Eukaryota; Metazoa; Chordata; Hyperoartia; Petromyzontiformes; Petromyzontidae.
GUGGGCAAACGUACAAAAUCAGCAGGGGAUCAAAUACUUUUUUUCCCUCACUGUAUUUGUACAUCAUUGCUACAGGUUUAAACUAUGUUUUGUCAUUGUUGAGUACGUCAAUAAAUCGUGUACAUUUUGUAUUUUUACCAUUCUUGUAAUGUGAGGCUCUUUAUAGUGUAAGGCUUUCACAUAGGUACUGUGAUUCACAGGCAGAGUGUAUACUCUUUGGUUCUUUCGGUAAAGUCACGUAGGUAUAAAAUAAAAUAAGGCAGAGUGUAGUAGUAUCACAGGAGGGUGUGAUGCUACUGUGUAAUCUCAAAUUAGUAACUUGCUGGUGAUUUUUCAAAAUAGGCAAAUAUGGACCAUGAUGCUGGAGCACAAGUGCUUGAAGUUUUAUUCUUUAAAGCUUAGCCAAUUAUAUUUUUAAAGAACUCAGAAUGGGCUUUAUUUCAAGCUAUAGCUACUAUUCAGUGGCAGAUGCAGACAAGGUAAUUGCAUUUUCAUGUAUUUGGCACAUGUACUAAUUUCUAGGGAUCCAAUGGGCACUUUUCUCUGGAGAGGUGAGUGAGCAGAUCAUGAUCGGUGUGGGGAGGUCGCAGGGGUUGCAUUCUCAGAUAUGUCGGGUAAGUGAUACUUGGGACAGAUGGGUGAUGACUUCAUUGCGUCUCCUGGGAGUGGUCACUUUCCACAAACAGAUGUCCUAAUGCUCGGUAAAGUGCACCAUAAACAUCGUACCAUCUGAUGCUCAGAUCAAUGGCAAGUGUCUUCUAAGUCCAUUAUCGAGUGUGAAUAUGAAACUGCAGAAUCUGCAUGCAGUUAAAGAUCUGAAUUUUGCAUGCGGGGCAUGUAAUUGAUGUUGAACGCGAGUAAAAAUGUCGCUCAUUUGGUAUGUUUACAAUGAUAAGGCAUCAACCCACGAGGUCUUGAUGCAAGUUUGAUGCGAGGAUUUAAACACACUUUGCUUCCGCUACAUUUGGUCUCUGUUAUCUUUUAAAAACAUGAUGACCCACUUUGAAUAAUCUUAGUACAAGUGCUGGGGAGUUUGUGCUGUACGCUUUCCAAGACAUUAGAGAAAUCCCCUUAACUGGAAAUAGGGAAACCAGCAUUAAAAUAACAUCCUUGUCUCUUAGCAGUUAUCUCGUACACAAUUGGCCUCAGAGACUAAGCAACCCUUUUCCUUCAGUUGAAAUAUCUCAUUUCUAACAACGUCACGGUCCAUCUGGCUUGGACUCACUGGUAUUUUGAGUGGUUUUGUCUAAGCUCGUCGUUAAUGUUGAGACCGUUGUGACUGAGAAUUUUGACCAGUUAUACCCUGUCGCAAAUGUAGUCAGCAGCAAAUUUUGUUCUAGCAGGGCCUUGUGCGCAUUAAGCAGGGUGUAUCUAGACUCAGAAAUCCGUUGAUGGUUCUUUGUUAUUUGCCCUUGAAUAUAUUUUCCAGUAAACAAGUGUGUGUGUGUGUGUCGUGUGGUGAGUGCUGGCUCUGGCCUUGCCAGGCCAGGCUGGUUCAGACAUGGUUUCUCCUGGUCAGGGGUUGCCACUCGCUUGUGUACGUCGCUGUAUAUUAUCUACUGACCUUGGGUUUUACUGGGAAUCAGAAGUGGGUCAGCAUUCGUAGCCUUCGCAGUUUGCAAAGCUUGAGCCCAGCAGUAAGGGUUGCUCUCGAGCAGAACAAGGUAUGUGGCUUUCCUGCUCUGCUAUACAUGGCGCGUACUCAAGCAUGAAUGUGUUCCUAUGUGCUAUUUUAAACUUGAUUCGUUUAGUUGAUACCACUGUGCUCGUAGUCUUUACCAACACCUGCCAAGUGCUGGCAAUUGUGUUUAGGUUAAAUAUAUAUUGUGUAAGACUAAGUUUAAAAACCAAAACGUUUUUUUUAAUAAGAUCACCGUUUAGGUUGAUUGGCAGUCUUUUUCCAACCCACUUGAGAGGCAUGCUUACACAUUUAGAAAGCAAAAUAUUAAGCUUUUGACCACAGUAAUUUUUUUACGUGGACUUAACUAUUAAAGACAGCCUAUCAGUGGCACGAGGACAAAAGUUUACCCGUGGCCUGCCGAGUGAUGAGACCAAAAGGAGAACCGUGUCGGAUGCUGUGCACAGGCCAACCAAGGAUGCGUGGAUUUAUUUAAUGUAGAUCAGUUGCAGUCGAAUGUGAUUAAGAAGCACAGGUGCAAUUGUUGAAAUGUGCAGACAAAAACGAAUGUUGUAUUGACAAAUGUGUUGUCCUGUUCAUAAUAGGUAUGAAAGGUUGCUGAUGCCAUAUAUUACAUUUGUAAAAUGACUUAUAAUAGAGCAUUAUAGUGCAGCACUAAUUUAUUUCAGUUGAUAGUAUUAAAACCAUUCGUUUAUUUUAUGAGUAUACUUUACAUAACUGACUUAAUCACAUUUUGAUUUAAAGCUUUCGUGACUGCAGGGAUUCAUAUUCUUGGUUCUUUCGGUAAAGUCACGUAGAAGGGAAACAAUAAGAAGCACAGGUGCAAUUGUUGAAAUGUGCAGACAAAAGCGAAUGUUGUAUUGACAAAUGUGUUGUCCUGUUCAUAUGACUUCAUCAAGUUAUUUGAUUAAUUUUGUAAAUAGCUAAUGAAGGUGAUGGUGGUAGAAAUUGUCGUGCAGUCAUAUAAAAGCCUUAUUGCUCAGGGCAUUUGGAUAAUGCAACAGUGCUCUGCGCUUAUGGAAACGGUGAUUGGCAGUUGUGCCACCGAUCAUUGGGCAAUAGUGCAUAUUAUGCAUCUCUGAAAUUUAAUAUUUUAUUUUGAAAAUGCCACACUAUGGCCCGCGACGCAGGUGUGGGCAGCAUUACUAUGUGUAUUCUUGCGUCGAGAUAAAUGGAAAUCUCAGGCAGCAGCCUCUCGACAAUUACAGCGUGACAUUUCAUCUUGCGACAUCGGUGUUGUCCGACGAGUGAAACCGUGUGGUGUGGUGUGUGAUGGGUUCGGCAUGAAUUAUUCCGCCUCUUUCUAACUAUGAAGCACAAGGGAUUGAUUGUCGUAUUUUUAAGGGCUGCAGAGAACUGUGCCUAGCAGUAAUUAAAUUACGUCACUCUCAAUCAGGCCCAUUAAUGAGCUCAGCUCUUGGAAGUUCUUUCUUGGCCAGGCAACCUCUAAUUAAAGAUAUUGUGUGUGGUUUAGCAUUAUAGUGUGCAUAAUGGAGCUUGUUUCAGGACGUGAAUUCAUUAUAACAUUUUGGUCAUACUGAAUUUAUUUUAUAAAUUGCUGCACCUGAUCUUGAUCAUAUGAAAUCGUUUUAUCUCUUAAACUGUAACUGAUAGAGAAAUUACAUUUGGUAAAUUAAACAGUGCUCAUCCUUUAUAUGUUUAUGUAGUCUUGGACAUUAAAGUGCUAAUAGAGCAUCACCAUUGCAUUUUCUCAUCAUGAGAGUGAGUCUGGAACUACAGUCACUUGAGAUUCUUAAGAACCCUAAUUGCCGCUGAUUGCUUUUAUUGAAAUGAGCAAUUGGAUUACCCUGGCUGGUCCAAAGUUCCCCGAGUGCAUGCCAUCCUCGGUUCGUGGCAGCUUUAUUGUCAUUUGGGUCGAGGCAUGGGGAGACGUAUUCGAUGGCUAAGAUGAUAAUAGCUUUGUCGGCCUUGAAUAGCAAAGGCCUGACGCGCACCCCAAGCGGAUGACAUCAUCGGCUCGAGGCGAGAAAGCAACCAAUUUCAGGGCGAGCAGCAGGGUUCGCAGUUGCCUCGGCAACGCGGGGAUGAAUUCCUCUUCGGCAGGAAAAAAAAGAGCUGCGUUGGUCAGCCGUGCGCGUACGCGUGUGCAGUACGCAUCCCCGCCGUCCGUGUCAGGGGGGGUCACUGUAAGCCAAACAAUGGACGAGUGAGUGCACGCUUGUGUUGAGUGCAAAAUUGCUCGCUCAUAGCGAGAGACGGUCGUUGGGCGCCAUCGACGCUUUGAGUGAGGCAUGAGCAGCAGCCGGGCCGUGGGCGUCUGCAUGAAAAAUGCGAAGGUCCAUCUGCGAAAGGCUCUGCUUCCAGAAGGGAUUUGAAGAGGACGACUGCCUCGAUGGCAACAAGCCGAGCUCGGCCCAGGCGCAGACCUCAUUCCGUGUGCCCACGGCGAAGAGGGUCCCAACAAACACGGCCGGCGCCAGUGCCAGCGCGGCCCCGUCCCGGCGACCCACGCUGCCCACCGCUGUGGUCCGGCCCACCUCUGCUGCCACAGCCGGAGCCGGCGCUGUGGACGAGGAAGAUUUUACUCGAUGCAUCGAGGAUGUCACUCCUGCGCAGAUUUUCUCGACCCGAGACCUAGAGGAAAGCCUAGCCAAGGUCCGGGAGGUCUUGGCAGAUGACAAGCAUGAUUGGGAGCAGCGUGUCACCGCUCUCAAGAAGCUGCGAUCACUGGUGAUUGCCGGUGCCACGGAAUACGACUGCUUCUUUCAGCACCUCCGUCUGCUGGACGCCGCCUUGAAGCUGUCAGCCAAGGAUUUGCGGUCCCAGGUUGUGCGGGAGGCCUGCAUCACGCUUAGCCAUCUGGCCUUGGUGCUGAAGAACAAGUUUGACCAUACGGCAGAAAGCACCCUUCCUACACUCUUAAACCUGGUUGCCAACAGUGCCAAGAUCAUGGCCACAUCCGGAGUAGUCGCCAUCCGCAUCAUCAUCCGGAAUACACAUGCGCCGCGUCUAAUUCCACUCCUUACAAACAACUGCACGUCGAAAUCUGUUGCAGUACGAAGACGCUGCUUCGAGUUCUUGGAUUUGAUGUUACACGAGUGGCAGCAGAACACCUUGGAGAAACAUAUCGGCUUGUUAGUGGAUACGAUCAAGAAGGGAAUCCACGAUGCCGACUCAGAUGCUCGUAUGGAAGCAAGAAAAGCAUACUGGGGCUUGCGAGGCAAUUUCCCGGCCGAGGCAGAGGCCCUGUUCGCAGCUCUGGAGCCCAGUUACCAGAAAGCCCUUCAGAGCCAGCUUCGAGGCUCCUCCAGCGUGGGCUCUCUGCCACGCUCAGACCACUCCACCUCGUCUUCCCAGGAGAGCCUCAAUAGGCCAGCAUCUGCCAAACGCCCAUUGAGCAGCCCCUCGGCAAACGCUACAGGCAGAGCCACGCUCGCUGUGUGUACAGUGUCUGGCUCCUCCAAGUCUUUGACGGGGGUCCCGGCUACUGCCUCACUGACUCGCUCCCGCAGCGACAUCGACGUCAACGCGGCUGCCAGCGCAAAGUCACGCGCCACUCCCCCCUCCUCCUCGGCCGCGCCACCCGGCCUGGCCUCCCGCAGCGCCGCACAGCCCAGAUUUGGUGCGGCAGCCGCCCUACCACCGGGAUCCUACGCCUCACUCGCAAACGGCACACCAGACAAUCCUGGGGGACGCGUGCGCUCGCGCCGCCCCAGCGCAGGCAGCGCCCACAGCGCCCACAGCGCCACGGCCUCGUCGCCCGCCGACUCCCGCGGCCGCACGCGCACCAAGAUCUCGCAAUCGCAGCGAUCCAAAUCCGCCAAUCCUGGUGGUGCGGGCAGUAGGUCGGGUUCCCCAGGCAAGAUGCUGAGUGUGGCGCCGGGCUCCAGUCUAUCGGGCGUGGUGCAGCGCGUCCCUCUACCGGCCGCCACGUCUUCACCGGCCAAGCACAGCCGCAUCCCACGCAGCCAGGGCUGCAGCCGCGAAACGAGCCCCAGCCGUCUGUCACUGGCAAGGAGUGGCAGCAGCAGAAUCCCCCGGCCUAGCGUCAGUCAGGGCUGCAGCCGGGACAACAGCAGGGACACGAGUCCGGUGCGGGGCUUCCCUUCCCUUGCCUCUCGCCACCACUCCCGCUCUACCAGCGCACUCUCCUCCUCCGAGCCACUCGUGCCCGCAGACCGGUUUUCGUUGAGCCACUCUGGGCGGCUGCUGGGAAAUGACAUAGAAGCGGCCGUAGCGGACGCACUGCUUCUUGGAGAUCCUAGGAGCAAGAACAAGCCGCGACGGAGGUAUGAGCCGUACGGCUCCAUGUACUCGGACGAUGACGCCAACAGCGACGCAUCGAGCGCGUGCUCGGAGCGCUCGUACGGCUCGCGCAAUGGCUCCACGUCGCUCUACCUGCGCCAGAUGGAGGACGUGGCGGAGCUGCUCAACCGCUGCGCCAGCGCCAACUGGACCGAGCGCAAGGAGGGCCUCAUCGGUCUGCAGGCUCUCUUCAAGUCGCAGCGCACGCUCAGUCGAGUGGAGCUGAAGAGACUCUGCGAGAUUUUCACAAGGAUGUUCGCUGACCCUCCCAGCAAGAGAGUGUUCAGCAUGUUCCUGGAGACGCUGGUGGACUUCCUGGUGUUGUACCGCGACGAGCUGCAUGACUGGCUCUACCUGCUGCUGACCCAGCUACUCAAGAAGAUGGGUGCCGAUCUGUUGGGCUCCGUGCAGACCAAAGUGCAGCGCUGCCUCGACGUGACGAGGGACUCAUUCCAGUUUGAUCAGCAGUUCAACAUCCUGAUGAGGUUCAUCGUGGACCAGACACAGACACCCAACCUCAAGGUGAAAGUCGCCGUGCUGAAGUACAUAGAAAGUCUGGCCCUGCAGAUGGACCCGGCCGACUUUGUCAACUCUAGCGAGACCCGUCUGGCCGUCUCGCGCAUCAUCACCUGGACCAGCGAGCCCAAAAGCUCAGACGUCAGGAAGACCGCCCCUGGUCUGUAUGCCGAUGAAACCUUGUACAGAUCUUGUUCUUUGGAAGGAUCCACAGAUGGGCCCUGUAAAAAGGCGGCACAGGCCGUGCUGAUUGCGCUGUUUGAGCUCAACACUCCCGAGUUCACCAUGCUGCUGGGGUCGCUGCCCAAGACCUUCCAAGAGGGAGCCACCAAGCUUCUCCACAACCACCUGCGCAACACCAGCAAUGCCGGCACAAGCUCUCCUGGCAGCACGGUGACCCGUGGGACACCACGUGCCUCGCUGGGUCGUGUCAGCCCACUCACCUCCCCUACCAUGACCUCCCAGGGGGCCCUCUCCCCCAGUCGUGCGUGGGGCUUGGGUGCUGACCUAUCCCCUCGGUCCCUAGCCCUCCCCACUUUCCGCCCCCAGCCUCUGUCCCCACUCUCUGCCUAUGCUCCCAAAGGCAUCUGGCGUAAAUAUUCACCCAGCCUGCUGGACUACGACACGGAAAACCUGAAUGCAGAGGACAUCUACAGCUCCCUGCGCGGCGUAUCGGAGGCCAUACAGAACCUGAGCUUCCGUAGCCAGGAGGACCUAACCGAGCCGCCCCACAAGGAGAGUGACACAGCAUCGCGCGACAGCGGCAUCGCGGCCUCUCUGACGGACGUGCGCGGGCCCAGCUCGGCGGACUCUGUCGACGGUCCGGCCGGCCGCACGGUGCUCGACAAUAAGACGUCGUCGCUGCUCAACACGCUGGCCCCACGCCCGGCGGGCUCCAGCUCGCGGCUCGUGCGCGACUACAACCCGCUGCACUACGCCGACACGCUCAUCGCCAUCGGCUCGGUGCAUGAGGACGAGGCUGGGCAGCUUCGUCACGGUGACAUGUCGGAACAGUGCGCCAUGGUUUCGGACAUCCUACGGGAGCUGGCGGCGGACGCGGACGGCAGCCGCGGGGAGGAGCGCCGCACGGCACUGCUGGAGCUGCUGAAGUUGGCACGGGAAGACGCGCUGGGCACCCGCGACGAGAGCUUCAAGGCCGUGCUGGUCACGUUGCUGGACACGCUCAAGGACGCGGACUACACGGUGCGGACGCUGGCUCUCCGUGUGUUGCGGGAAAUCGUGCGCAAUCGGCCCGACCCGUUCAAGAACUAUGCCGAGCUGACCAUCAUCAGAAGCCUGGAGGCGCACAAAGACCCUCACAAGGAGGUGGUGCGCGCGGCAGAGGAGACGGCCAUGGCCUUGGCGACAUCGAUCCAGCCGGAGCAGUGCCUGCAGGUGCUGUGUCCCAUCGUGCAGACGGCCACCUACCCCACGAACCUGGCGGCCAUAAAGAUGCUCACGCGGGUGGUGGAGCGCAUUUCGCAUGGGGACCUGCUUCCGCUGGUGCCCGCAGUCAUCCCGGGCCUGCUGCAGGGAUACGACAACACGGAGAGCAGCGUGCGUAAGGCGAGCGUGUUCUGCCUGGUGGCCGUACACUCUGUCAUUGGGGAUGACCUCAAGCCGCACCUUGCACAGCUCACAGGCAGCAAGAUUAAACUGCUGAACUUGUACAUCAAGCGUGCGCAGACGGGCAGUGCCAGCAGCAGCGUGGACACCCUCGGCCAGUGCUGAGCGUUGACCGGCCAGUGCGAGGCGUCUCCAGCCGCUGCCGAUGAUGAGCGACAGAGCCGCAGCAGUGGCGGAAUGGCAAAGGCUCCGGAAUGAGCUGUCCUCCUGACGAAAUGGAAGAGGGGAGACCGUGUUGUCCGAACGUGUGCACUGCUGUAUCAGUUUUAGUGCCCAUUGCUGUGGAUUGUAAAGGGGGAUUAAAUGAGCUGCUGCCUAAGUGCUGCCUGUUAGGAUAUUUGUUUUGUUCUCCAAGAUAUUAAUGUUGAGGCCAAACCACGGAAUGGUAUUUUGUGCACCACAUGUUUGAGUGCAAUCGUGUAUUUUUUAAAUGCGGUAUGCUUCCGAGUCAAUCCCACGUCUCCAGUAGGCCGUUUUCAUCAGGCUGCUGCAUUUCAGUUGAGUAACUCGUUUGCUGGUGUUUUCACGCUCCAUGCCACUCCACACAAGGUAUAUACAUGUUCCACACAAGGUACAUACAUGUGUUCACCGUUGCUGGCCUCGUAAGGUGCGCGCUGUGACCUGCACCGUCCAACGGCGGGCUUGUCGACGGGUGUAAACACUCGCUUGGAAUUGCCGCCUCAUGCAUGCACCACACUGAUCAUUUUAACACUGUUAUCGACGUUUCUACGCAAACUUUUGUACGAGUUGAAGCAUUGUGCUGGAUAUGCAAGUGGGCUAUGAUGCUGGGCUGCUCCUGACUCCAAUUAUUGCUGUACACUCGGUGUGUGUUGUUUAAUAAUCACCUAGGGCCCAGAAAUAGCUUAUUCACUGCAUAAUUAUUCAUGUUUAUGGGCGACUGCAGCACAGUGUAGUAGAAUAAUGUUAAGGCACAAUGUAUAUGCGGUAUUAGGUAAUGAUAUUGAACAUAACCCGCCCGCCACUACAAACUUUGCUUACAUAGGUAAAACAUCAUGAAAUAUUUAACGAACAUUCACAUCACUCUUUUUUUCACCAAUGUUUCAUUGCGCUUUGUUGAAAAUGUAACUACUUGAUGGAUUUAAUUCAGACAUGCAUCCAUUUUAAACAAUAAACUUUUUAACGACCAUAACAGAGUCUGCAAGAGUUAAAGCUCAAACCCAAUUGUCACGUGGGCCGCUCACAACAAAAACAUCGAUUUAAAAGUUUAAAAAGUGCAUCCAAUAAACACUAACUCAAACUUCAGCUUACGGCAAGAGGAGCCAGCUUGGAGAUGGAUCGUUGCUUGGCAUGCCUUCUCUUCGGUGCUGUUUUAACCGUCUCUAUAUAGCGUGGCACAGUCAAAACAGGCACGGGGGUGGGGGGGGGGGGUUCCCUGAAGCCUGAGUCCCCUUGAGCCUGAGUCCCCUUAAGCCUGAGUCCCCUGCGAUCAGGUGUUGGGCAACCGCAUGCCACGGCUGCCUCGCAAGGAGCCGGGUCGCACGCUGGCUGGUUCCGCCCAACUACACGCGCUAUUAGCCGAAAAUAAAAUAAAAAUAGGUUUAAAAAAAAAAGUGCCGCCACGUGCGAAAGAAGGGCCGGGUGAUGGUCUCGCAUCAGACGUAUAAAUAGGAGGCAGUGGCCGGGCAGUAUGAUCCGCUUAGAGGCGACGGCGUCAUGAGUGCAGACUUUGAGCGCUUCGACUGUAAGGGCCAGGCUCCCGCAGACGUCGGAUUCAAGGAUGUGUACAAGUAUGGAUUUUAAGUUUGUUGGGGGGUUGUUUUUUUCUUUCCAAAAAAUAUUUCAUGGUAAUUCGUUCGCGUGCGCUUUUAUGGUUACUCUGCGCAACCCAGGGGUUAAAGGAAUGGAGUAAUUUUGCGACUUUUGUCAAAAUAAUGUUGUUUCACGGUGGCUGUCACCGAUACGUGGAAUAACACAUGCCGUGUGGGCAGGUAGCCCGAGUCGCUCCGCAGGGGGCGAGAGGGGGUGGCGUCUCAGACGCACUCGGCAGUAGCCGGACACGCACCGCGACGCGUGGUAAACAGAUAAGUUAUUGUGCAGUAGAUUGCUCAACCGCUAAUUGAGUAUUAUACGUUAUAAGCUAACGACGAGACGCGGCCAAAGUGUAACUCUAUGGUCUAUAUAGAGGCCAGGAUUUUCAGUAUAAAUGAAAGAGCCUAAAUCACUGUAAAGUAAUUUCAUCCGAGUGCGUGCGUGAGAAGAUUGUGUUCGUACAACUGUCGAAUGAGAAGCAGCGCGUUAAUUACACACAAUCCGAAUCCGGGCUGGUAAUGGUAAGUGUUGUUUUGUAAGAGCUGGGACGCGGUUGACUUAAGAUGUUGCCUACGGGUUACGUUGAGGGCCCCGAGGUUGGGGGAGACGGGAUUCCCCCGCACGUGAACCUUACCCGUGCAUGCGGCGGGUUCAGUACGUUUUAAUUUAGUUAUUUUAUCUGUGUAUUUAAUGCCUUUAUUUAGCACCUUUAUUAAACUGUACAGAACAACAACAAAACAACGCUCUCGUUUUUUUUACACGCGAAAUCUCGGCUUAAGUGUGUGUUACUAAUUCUGUGCACGAUCUCUUUAAUGAUUAUAUGCGCUUGCGUAAAAGUAUCGCGUCGUGAUAUUUCUGCAGUUUAUCGUCUUUAUUUUGCCGUUCAGUCGAUUGAACGAACACUGCUAUUUGUCUGCUUGAACGAACAUUGUUCACGUCGCAGUAAUACUUAAACAAUUACUUUAUCGCACUGUGGUUUUUUUUGUGCGACGGUAGCACUUGACCUCCGGAUUGUUGCCAUAAACUAGUUACGCGCACGUAGUUGAUGCGCGUGUCUUUCUAUACGAAUGUUUUCUCACAGCAUAGCCGUCGUGUGAUGACUUAUGUUUAAAUAACAGUUCACAAAUUUUGUACGGAUAGUUGCGAUUGCAUGAUCGUCGGGGGGAAGAAGGCAUGCUGGCCGUUUGACAGCCGCGAAUUUUGGCCAGCGCAUGUGGACAAUUUCUGCAGUCCGUUUAAAGAUGACAGACUCGCUUCUGCUCACUGAUAUUCACUGAUAUAGUCGGCCCUCGUGGACAUCUGAGAAAAAAAGAGCUUCAUAGCUCAUUGGAAUUCUCCAGGAUAAAUAAAAGAGUCUGAUUCGUGACAUAACAGGAC